Symbiodinium sp. CCMP2456 is the source of this 1506-nucleotide messenger RNA. The record is from the annotation of a GenBank genome assembly. NCBI's taxonomy places the organism in Eukaryota, Dinophyceae, Suessiales, Symbiodiniaceae.
AUGCGUGGCCACGUGGCGUUUGCGCUGGCAGCAUUUCUCACAGAAUGCAUGGGCGAAAAUGGCCCGCCCUCCAAUCUGUUUGUGGAUUUCACUGACCAUGUGAGUGUGACGUUGGAAAAGAUGGCUUCCUUCCUGGGUGUGAGCGCUUCCGGCUUUUCCCUCGACGUCGCUUUCGGACGCACCAACUCCCAAUCGAGCACGGCGCUUCGAGGGGUGGACACUGUCCAAAGAGAUCCAGUAAGGAUCGGAGUGUACGAGAUCUCUGGCAACAGGCCAAUGCUGUGUGCCACAAGGCGCGUGAUCUACUCCAAGACGCAAGACGUUUGCCGACUGUUGAGUUCCUCUUUUGCAGUUCACUACGAUGCAUGCCUCGGCGGUGGAGCUGGUGAAUGCUCGGACACAGCCGCGCAUUCUGCAUUCACCGUCAAUCUGGGCCGAGCCGUGACAACCAUGGUACUGCCCGUUACUCGAUUUUGGAGGAACGUUCGACUCGCCAGCGUCGCCGAGUGCAAGGAGGUGCAGCGCCUGCGGGGGCUCGAGGGCAUCGCUCUGGAGGCCCCGGUGCUUCUGGAGAAGCAGCGCGAUUGGUAUGCGCGGUUCUGGAAUCUAGAGUUCUUCAAGAGGGACUGUGGACACGACUACUGGCUACUGAGCUGGCAAGGUGCCAUUGACCAGAUGACGCUUCACACCAACAUCGCCGAUUUUGUCGAGUUCACCCGGACGGUUCAGCGCAUGGACCGGAAAUGCGAUCAGGAGAAGAGCAUUGCCUUCCCACGGCUGAUCCUGGAUGGCUACGUCCUACCAGGACGCUCCCUCCCAAAAAGGAAGUUCUUCGACGAAUGCUGGACGAAGCUUGGGCCAGAUGGCCUGUCAGAUCUCACCCCGAGGCUGGCGCACGCCUUCGCACAUGCCUUCGAUUUGCAGGACCCUCCAGCGAUGUUGGAGUUUUUGAAAGACCCCAUGGAGACUCUGUCAAGGUUCUACAAGGUGACACUGGCCGCCACCGGCUCCAUCACGCGGCUCCAUGUAGAGAAUGCUGGUGCCCAUCUCUGGUUCAACCAGAUCGAAGGAAGACGAGUGCUACUUGGUCCAAGCCUGGCCAUCUUUGGCAGAGAGCGCAACCUCUUGGUUCAGAUCAGGUUCUUUUUGUUUCCUCCAUCCGAGUCCCGAAAGCUCUACGAAGAGACAGGAGGGCCGAUGCAGGAGACGAGUGGCUUUGCCACGCGCAUCAGCGGGGUGGACUUGUUCGCGCCCAGCGCCAAGCGCCAUCCGCUCUUUGCCGAGGCGAGCUGUCAGGUCGCUGUGCUUUACCUCGGCCAGACUCUUGUUAUCCCCUCGGGAUGGUGGUGGUACUCUGUCACCCUGGACCCAUCCGUCACGCUUUGGCAUCAGUUCUGGACCGACGAGAACAAGAGCCAGUUCCCUGAAAUUGCUUGGGAGUACUUCAACUACCAGCUUCGUGGCUCUCGAAAAGCUAUGUCACCGAGUCGUAGGGAAACAGCCUGA